AUGGACAACUGUGUCAAGUCUCCACUGGUCUGUCUCUCAAGGAAGAUGUGCCAAGAGGAGACCAGCUACACAGUGGUACAGAUGAGUGAGGAGGGGCUGGCAGCCAGUGGUGAGUUUCCCAGGCCCCUCCUGAUGCUGGCUCAGAACUCUGUGGUCAUGCACAACCUGCUGGACCCAGCCUUCAUCGUCCUGCAUAAGGGUUUCACAGAGAACAGGCAGCCUGACAGAUCUCUGUGGCUAGAGGAGAUUGAAGAGCUCAGGGAGGCCAUCAGAAAAUUUGACAAGGACGAAGAUAGCUACAUCAACUGCCAGGACCUGGGUAACUGCGUGAGCACCACUGGUUACAUGCCCACCGAGAUGGAGCCCAUUGAGCUGUCUCAGCAGAUCAGUAUGAACCUGGGUGACCACGUGGAUUUUGAUGACUUUGUGGAGCUAAUGGGACCUAAACUCCUGGCAGAGACAGUAGAUAUGAUUGGAGUAAAGGAACUGUGAGAUGCCUUCCGAGAGUUUGACACCAAUGGCGACAGGGAGAUAACCACCAGUGAGUUACGAGAAGCCAUGAUGAAACUCCUGGGUCAUCAGGUGGGACACCAAGACAUAGAGGAAAUUAUCCGAGUUGUGGACCUCAAUGAGACUGUGGAGCAACUGGAGUUCUCAUUGAUUCCUAGAGGGCAUGCAAAAAGCUACAGCCACCUUUGGAAGACAGUUUGCAGUUUCUAA
Budorcas taxicolor (takin) is the source of this 720-nucleotide messenger RNA. Its product is annotated as calcium-binding protein 1-like. The record is from RefSeq and is a predicted model, not a curated record. Gene Ontology annotation, molecular function: calcium ion binding. NCBI's taxonomy places the organism in Eukaryota, Metazoa, Chordata, Mammalia, Artiodactyla, Bovidae. The transcript has a single exon.